Molecule: messenger RNA, 1040 nt
Organism: Bipolaris sorokiniana ND90Pr
Lineage: Eukaryota; Fungi; Ascomycota; Dothideomycetes; Pleosporales; Pleosporaceae
Exons: 2
Coding region: 352-621 (89 amino acids)
Source: RefSeq, a predicted model, not a curated record
CUUUUUUUGCCCCGUCCGUCCUUCACAGACCCACCCAUCACAAUCCUCGUUUUGUUGGGGUCCCACUUUCUUUAUAUAAACGUUUUUGCUCACACCUUUUUUCGGUCCGUCACUCAGUUUCCACCCCCACACAGUCACUCAUCAAUCGAUAAGACAAACGUUGCUGCAGUUACUUUCGUUCAGACGGACUCAACUCUUCAAGUUUCAACUUCUUUCGAGGAAUACAUUCACGACUCGACCCCUUCGCUUCUAGUCAUACGUGGCCCCCGUUUAUAUAUAUAUAAACACUCGCUCUUCUACUACACACCACACUACCAAAACCAACAAAACAACACCCCAAUAAAUUCAAUCAUGUUCGCCCGCAUCGCCACCCGUGCCCCUAUCUCCGCUGCCUUCGCAGCCAAGCGCGUCACUCCUGCCGCCGUGCGCUUCAACUCCUCCAGCUCCUCCAGCAGCGCCGCCCGCAUGAUGGAAAUGGCUGCGCAAGCCGAGCGACCCAACGCCACCGAAGCGGCCGUCCCCGUCAUGUGGGCCCUCUGCGGUGCCCUCACCUUCGCCGCUUGGAACCGCGUCAGCGAGCGCAAUGCCAGCCACGAGGUUGAGAAGCUGCUUAUUGUUUAAGCAUGCUACGACGAAACAUUGACGACAUACUACUAUACUACUUCUUCUACGAUACCCCCCGACAUACCAUACCUACUACCGGCCUUUUGUUGUCACACAUUCACACGCACACACCUCUUUCCUUCUUCUUUCCUCGAUUUAGAUGGACGUCUAUCUUUUUUUUCUUUAACUUGUAAACACCUUUCUAUUCUUCCUUGGUCUGCUUCGCAUCUUUUCUUGGGAGCGAUAGAGAGGAAUAGUAAUAGACGGUUCAAGAUGUGGUAGAGCAUUUUUUAGGAUUUGCUUUGCUUGCUGCGUGGUCAGGAUUCUUCUGUCUUCUUGUGCGAGUAGAUAGAUGGUCUUUUCUUAUUUUGGUAAUUGAAAUGUUACUUGACUAGCUUAUAUGACUCAAUGCAACAUAACUACGUGAACGCUGUAAA